Molecule: messenger RNA, 648 nt
Organism: Propithecus coquereli (Coquerel's sifaka)
Lineage: Eukaryota; Metazoa; Chordata; Mammalia; Primates; Indriidae
Gene: RPL14
Product: ribosomal protein L14
Exons: 7
Coding region: 49-648 (199 amino acids)
Biological process (GO): ribosomal large subunit biogenesis; translation
Cellular component (GO): cytosolic large ribosomal subunit; ribosome
Molecular function (GO): structural constituent of ribosome; RNA binding
Source: RefSeq, a predicted model, not a curated record
UGCGCACGGUUGGACAGGCCUUCUUCCUUCUCGCCGAACGCCGCCGCCAUGGUGUUCAGGCGCUUCGUGGAGGUUGGCCGAGUGGCCUACGUCUCCUUUGGGCCUCAUGCCGGAAAGUUGGUCGCGAUUGUAGAUGUUAUUGAUCAGAACAGGGUAAUUAAUCUUUGGUCUUGGCUUUCUAGUGCCCGCCAGAAGUAUGUCCGACAAGCCUGGCAGAAGGCAGAUAUAAAUACAAAAUGGGCAGCCACAAGAUGGGCCAAGAAGAUUGAAGCCAGAGAAAGAAAAGCUAAGAUGACGGACUUUGAUCGUUUUAAAGUAAUGAAGGCAAAGAAAAUGAGGAACAGAAUAAUCAAGAAUGAAGUUAAGAAGCUUCAAAAGGCAGCUCUCCUAAAAGCUUCUCCCAAAAAAGCACCUGCUAAGGGUGCUGCUGCAGUUGCAGCAGCUGCUGCUAAAGUUCCAGCAAAAAAGAUGACCACUGCAGGCAAGAAGGCUCCAGCCCAGAAGGUUCCUGAAUUUCGAGCUUCACCAGACAGAUCUAUAGGAGAAUAUACAAAGGGAGAAUUUGCAGGAUCCUAUGAAUCAGUGGAGAAGGUGGUUGAGAACAGUUCUGCAGGUUCUUGUUUUUCCAAACAAGAGGGCAGUACAUGA